AUCUAUUUUGAAAAUAUCUUUUUACUUAAAAAAUUAUUAUUAUUUUUUUUUCUUCUUAGUCAUGAUACACAAGCAAUAUUUCGAUCAUAUCGUUUUGGUCAAAAGAAACCUGUUUAUAUCUAUCGAUUUUUGGCUCAUGGUACAAUGGAAGAAAAAAUCUAUCAACGACAAGUUGUUAAACAAUCAUUAUCUCAACGUGUUAUUGAUGAUCAUCAAUUAGAUCGUCAUUUUACUGAAAAUGAUAUAAAAGAAUUAUAUAAAUUUACACCUGAACAAUUACCUGAAUUACGUUCAAUGACAAAUACAGAUUUUAAUUAUCCUAUACCAAAAGAUCAUUUAUUACUUGAUCUUUUAUAUGAACAUAAUCAUUGGAUACAUUCAUAUCAUUCACAUGAUUCAUUAUUAGAAAAUAAACUUGAUGAAGGUCUUAGUGAAGAAGAACGACGUAGAGCUCUUGAAGAAUAUGAAAAUUUAAAACGUUUACCUGAUCAACGUCAAUUAGCUGCACAACGUUUACAACAACAACAACAAUUAGCUUCAGCAGCUAUGGUUCAAAUUCCACAUCUUCAUCAAAUGUAUUUAGAUUUUUUUCGAUCUAUGCCAUCGGAAGAUCCACGAACGUUUGAUUAUUCAAAACUUAUUCAAUAUGCAUUUGAACUUGGCCUUAGUCAACAUUUAAUUGAUAUACAAAAUCCAACUACGUCAGAUUCAACUCAAAUUCAACAAACUACUACAGAUACGAAUGAUAUUGUUCUUUUAGAAAGUGAUGAUGAUACAACUGCUAAAGCAGAGUAA
This is a messenger RNA of Rotaria sordida, 795 nucleotides long. The record is from the annotation of a GenBank genome assembly. NCBI's taxonomy places the organism in Eukaryota, Metazoa, Rotifera, Eurotatoria, Philodinida, Philodinidae.